Messenger RNA from Notothenia coriiceps (black rockcod), 756 nucleotides. NCBI's taxonomy places the organism in Eukaryota, Metazoa, Chordata, Actinopteri, Perciformes, Nototheniidae. The record is from RefSeq and is a predicted model, not a curated record.
AAGCGUUCCUUUGGCCUGUGCAGUCUCCAGCUGACAUAUUUCGAUGAGGAGAACGAGGAGGUGUCCAUUAACAGCCAAGCUGACUAUGAGGAGGCGUUGAAGAGUGCAGCGAGGCAGGGCAACCGGCUCCAUAUGAACGUGUACGAGACCCGGGGCCAGCCGGCGAGGGUCCCCACCACCAAGGCCAGCAGCACAGAGCCAAAGAGGGGCUUCAGACCCCCCCAGCACUGCCCCGCUCUGACCCAGGUGGUCAGCCGCAAAGUGCAGGCCGCGGUGCCGGAGCAGGGCAUGGUGAGACCCCCCCCCCCAGCCGCUCACACUGGAAACUGGGCAUUUCAUAGCAGUCAUAACACCUCAGCUGCCACUCACUGGAUUAAAAAAAAAAAUAUUAUAUUAUAUUUGCAGGGGGGGCUGUACUUAAGUCUGGUUUUUGUGGACAACCAGGACACCAAAAGAGGCCGGGUGUGUUCGUUCUCUCCGUGCAUCGAGCAGGUUCAGAAGACGUGCGAGGCGUUUUCCGAUCAGGGUUUCGAGGACAUCAACUCCUUAGAGGUCCUGCUGAGGGUCCACGACGUGCGGACUGUCUACUUGCCGCUGCCGGACUUCGGCCCGGACCCCUCUGCUCAGAUUCAGCCCGACUCCACCAUCACACCGCCUCAAAACCACGCCUCCAUCGCCGUUAAGACCACCAUCCCGCCCAGAGAUGUGCAAGGGCACACAGGGUACCUCACCUUCGCUACCAAACCCAGGACCUAA